Messenger RNA from Quercus lobata, 1017 nucleotides. Its product is annotated as TIMELESS-interacting protein. Lineage: Eukaryota; Viridiplantae; Streptophyta; Magnoliopsida; Fagales; Fagaceae. Gene Ontology annotation, cellular component: replication fork protection complex; nucleus. Gene Ontology annotation, molecular function: zinc ion binding; DNA binding. The record is from RefSeq and is a predicted model, not a curated record. The transcript is spliced from 5 exons. Gene Ontology annotation, biological process: replication fork arrest; replication fork processing; DNA damage response. Bases 46 to 858 code for a protein of 270 amino acids.
UUUGUUGUUGAGAAGAACAUAGAAGUGAGUGAGAAAGAGAAAGAAAUGGAGAAUGCAGCGGCAGCACCAACAGGAUGCUACAAGUGCGGCCGCCCAGGCCACUGGUCGCGUGACUGCCCCUCCUCCGCCUCCGCCUCCGCUCCGAUCCCUAAUUCGGAAUCCACAAGACCUUCUUCCUCUUUCAAGACCACAGGCACCGGCGUAGCCAAAUCCACUGAAAAGCCUAAGAAGGCACCGAGAACUAGGCCUAAGCUCACACCUGAGCUCAUCCUCUCCGAUGAUGGCCUUGGCUACGUUCUUCGCCACUUUCCUCGCUCCUUCAAGUUCCGCGGCCACGGUCACGAGGUUAGCGAUUUGGGAAACCUAAUUGGGUUGUAUAGUGAAUGGCACUCCCGUUUACUCCCUUAUUACUCAUUCGAUCAGUUUGUGCAUAAAGCAGAACAAGUUGCCGCUACAAAGCGUGUAAAGAUGUGUCUUAGAGAACUACGAGAGAGGGUUGCCAAAGGAGGGGAUCCCACAAAGUUGCAUGAACCACUAGUACAUGACGAUUCAAAUGUUGAGCAAGUGCCUGCAGAAGCCAUGAACUCUGAAGCACCAAGCCAUCACCAGGGAGACCCAUCUUCAAGGAAUAAUGAUGCUGAUGAUAUACAGGACAUGUUCCAUGAUGUCCAUGAGACAGCUACUGAAAGUUUGCACUGUGAGGAAGUUGCUGCUGACACAAAUCAAGUUCCAAAUAAUGGAACUACUAAAAUUAGCGAAAUUCAGAUCACAGAAGAACAGAAAACUCGUAUGGAAUCGAGCAGGUUGAAGGCAUUAGAGAGAGCUGCAGCUCGGGCCCGCUCAUUACAGGCACCAUAACAUAUUUCUUAAUCUCGUGAUUGUAAUUUUGUUCAAUUGUGUCAUUAUUGCUUUAUCAUUUACAUGGCCAUAAGUGUCGGUCUGAACUCUGUUUCUUGGUAUAUGACAAAUUGGUUUCAUUCAGGCUUUUAUGAAACUUUUGAGUGUGUUUGAAUACAA